AUGCAAAAUAAAACUGCAGCGAUAGAACGAACACCUUCAGCUUCAUCUCGUCUUGCCAAUAUUCCUUCUACAUCUCUGGUUCUACCAGAUGCUCCUGAUUGUCAGCACUGUGGAGCGAAGAGAAAUAAUGUGCGUACUUAUAACAACAACCUUGGCUUCACAACCUUUGCUGCGAAGUAUGACUCUAAGCUAACAAAGAACACAAAAGGUGUUUAUACCUUUCGUGUUCAGGGCCAGGUCUACCACUUUCUUGAUGGCCUUAUUCACUUGGGCGAUAAACCAUCUGGCAUCCAAUUAUAUUUCUUUGACACUGAUGAAGAAUUAGCAAAGAGGCUUGGUAACUCUGAUAAGCUGCGUGAACACACUUUAAGAUUGCUUAUGCGCGUUCUUUCUGAUAAUCCUUAUACUCGCUUCUUUAAAAGCCUUAGGGAUGUUCCGAACAUUGACAACCUGAACAUUGUUCUUAAUUGUUAUCCUUCGCUUGACCAGCGCGUGUAUAAUCUUCCUUCUGCCUCUCAAGUAGCAACUAUAUGGACUGAAAGUGAAGAUCAGUCAUCCGAUAGGCGCGCUCAUAUUCAGGUCUAUUCUCGCUCAGCUGGUAGCCAUAGAAUCCAGUAUUAUUAUUGUUGUUAUGACCCUUUACAGUACCCUCUCAUUUUUUUCCGUGGUGAGUGUGGCUGGCACCAUGGAAUUAAGAGACUUCACAAAAGGAAAAGAGGAGGGGACUCCUGUGAGGGUGAUAUUACCCUUGAUCCAGCUUCAAUUAGCUCCUCGUCAGAGUUAAUUGAUUUAGAACAGAGAGCUGCUGAUCGAGGCAAAACAGAGGCUGAUAUUGUAUCAGUUAGGGAGUACUAUUGUUAUAGGUUUCAAAUAAGAGACACUGAUGAGUUAAUGUUGUUACACACCCUUAGAUUGCUACUGCAGUUUUCGGUUGAUGGUUAUGUCAAGAUAGAAACAUCUAGGCUUGACUUCCAUAGACAUCGGCAAAACAAAAUACGCUCCGAAAUUCUUCAAGGAGUUCUUGAUAGUGUUUCUAUUGGCCAAACUGCUGGUUCUAAGGUUGGUCGUAAGGUCAUCUUGCCUGGUUCCUUUAUAGGUGGGCCGAGGGAUAUGCGCCAUCGCUACCUUGAUGCGAUGGCGCUGGUCCAAAAAUACGAAAAAUCAGACAUUUUCCUUACAAUGACAUGUAAUCCAGCAUGGAAGGAGAUUCAGGAGAACUUGAAAUACCAUGAAAAACCUCAAGAUCGGCCAGACCUUCUAGCUAGAGUUUUUAAAGCCAAGUUUGAAAUGCUUAAAGCAGAAAUCCUGAAUAAGCAAAUCUUUGGCGAAGUUGCAGCGUGUGUUUAUGUGAUCGAGUUUCAAAAGCAAGGAUUUCCUCAUGCUCAUUUAUUAUUGAUCUUAAAACCUGGUCAUAAGCUACUUAACUGGGAGUCAUAUGACAAAGUAGUUUGUGUUGAGCUGCUCGACAAAUAUCGCUAUCCUCACUUGUAUUCUCUUGUUAUCAAACAUAUGAUCCAUGGUCCUUGCGGGGCCAUGGAUAAAUCUUGCCCUUGCAUGAGAGACGAAACCUGCAAAAAUCGCUAUCCAAAGAACUUUUGUGCUCAAACAACCCAUGGUGAGGAUACUUAUCCAUAUUACAGAAGAAGAGAUGACGACAAGAGUAUCAGAGUUCGCAGAUUUACUCUUGAUAAUAGGUGGGUUGUGCCUUAUAACCCUUACCUACUUGCUUUAUUUGAUUGCCACAUCAACGUGGAAAUCUGUUCAACUCUUAAGCUCGUGAAGUACUUGUAUAAGUAUGUUUUCAAAGGACAUGAUCUGGUGAGCUUUAAGAUUAUUUCUUGUGAAUCAGGCAAUGAUAUUGAUGAAAUAAGAGACUUUCAGAAAGGUAGAUGGGUUUCACCUCCAGAAGCUUUUUGGCACAUUUAUGAAUUCAAGCUCAAUCAAAUGACUCCAGUAGUUUACACUCUUCAAGUUCAUCUUCCAGACCAGUAA
Coffea eugenioides is the source of this 1992-nucleotide messenger RNA. RefSeq lists its product as uncharacterized. Lineage: Eukaryota; Viridiplantae; Streptophyta; Magnoliopsida; Gentianales; Rubiaceae. Bases 1 to 1992 code for a protein of 663 amino acids. The record is from RefSeq and is a predicted model, not a curated record. The transcript has 3 exons.